Molecule: messenger RNA, 567 nt
Organism: Cylicocyclus nassatus
Lineage: Eukaryota; Metazoa; Nematoda; Chromadorea; Rhabditida; Strongylidae
Source: the annotation of a GenBank genome assembly
AUGUCGACAACGGCGAAUCCCGAACUUAUCGAAGCCGAGAAGGCCAUGUACGGGCCGUUCUUCGGUACGAUGGGUGUGACAGCCGCUAUGAUGUUCACCGCCGCUGGAUCUGCCUAUGGCACUGCGAAAUCUGGCACUGGGAUCGCGUCAAUGGCUGUUGCUAGGCCUGAUCUGGUCAUGAAGGCCAUCAUUCCCGUGGUUAUGGCUGGUAUCGUUGCCAUUUACGGACUAGUAGUCGCUGUCAUCAUCUCUGGAAAAGUCUCUCCUGCCGGUGACGAAUACAAAGUGCAACAAGGAUUCGCUCAAUUCGGUGGAGGUCUUGUCUGUGGACUUUGCGGUCUUGGUGCCGGUUAUGCGAUUGGAAUCGCCGGAGACGUGGGAGUGAGAGCCCUCUCACAACAGCCGCGCAUGUUUGUCGGAUGUCGUACGAUCUACAGACUGCUGAAUCGCCCGCGUAUGCUCCUUUCUUCGGGUACAUGGGAGCAGCCUCGGCUCAGAUCUUCACCGUAUUGGGAGCCGCCUAUGGUACAGCCAAAUCAGCUGUUGGCAUUUGCUCCAUGGGAGUGA